UUUGUAUGUAACUUUAUAUAUAAUAUCCAAUGGAUGAAGAGUCCGAGGCCCGUCCAUCACCAGACAACUUCCUCGACUACUUACCCUGGGCCUGCAAACAGUUGCAGAUGCAAUGCGAAAUCGCUAUCACCAAAAUAUAUCAAAAUGAGUACGUCAGUGUGGCUACGGCGGAAAAAUCUAAGAGGAUCAAAAGCAAGAUUAAGUUGACAGCAUCCCGUUACGAUGUCAAUUCAGAUCAGUACAGAGAUGAUGUCUCAGAGGCUGGUCUCCAGCCGAUCGUAGUGGACAACAAGGUCAUCAGAAUAUCAGCUGUUUACGAUUCAUUUGAUAACUUAGUUGAGAUUCGUUUCGAGAGGAACUUGAAUAUACCGCGGAUGGUGUUGAAGGUGAUAGCUCUCAUCAUCAGGUUCCAGUCAUUCAUCAGCAAGGUCACCAUCAGGGGCGGCAUGGACAAAUACACCGUGUACGAAAUCAAUAAAAUGAUGACUUCAUCAAACCUAACAGAGAUCUGUUUCGACGGAGCGUUCCUCAAGGAAGCCAAUUACGACAUCCUGCUGGAAAACAGCACCUCCAUACGGAGCCUGUCGCUGUCCAGGUGCAAGAUCGGCGAUGACGUCAUCAAGAAAAUAUCAGCCAAACUGACGUUCCCGUCACCGGCGUCGCUGACUCUAAAUAUUCUCAAUAUAUCAACUAACAGAUUGACCGAUGUCGGGGCGAAGUAUAUAGCGGAGGCUCUGCGGACUAAUAGACGGCUGUGUUACCUUAAUGUGUCCGGUAACAGAAUCACCGAUGAUGGACUGGGUUACAUCCUGGAUAGCCUGGUAGAGUUCCCGUUGAGCUGUGACGAACUGAUAUCAGCUAGAGCCAGGCAUAUGCUGUAUCUUAAACAAAAGAACGUACUCAUAGAAAGAAUGAUAGACGAGAUAAAAGCCGGUGAGUUUGACAAACGCGCGGCGAGAAGAAAGUCUACUCGAGUCCCGGCGAUAAGAAGAGGCAAGCUGGAAAAGGAAUCGUCCCUGAAAUCUCUCGCUGACGCGAAGAGCCUCGCUAACAUGGACAUAUUUUAUUACGACAAGGCCGUCAGUGUGGUUGAGAACACGCUGGGGGAAUUCAGCGAUCCGUACAGCGCUGGCAACACCAUCGAGAGAUACGGAACCGUGUAUUGCAUGGGAUGCAACUCCCUCUGCUACCUGAACGUGGCCUAUAAUAACUUAUCAUAUCUAUCAGUCAAGAAAAUCCUCAGCGUUUUGUUGCACCAGAAACUGGUUGAUAGAAAACCUAGGGGUUUGAUCAAUUUGUGCAUCGAAGGGAACAGUCUACCAGCAUCAUGUAGGGAGCUUGUUCAGGUCGAUGACCUCCUAGAAGCAGGUCUCGUGGCCCACUCCAGGAGAUACUCCAACACCUCCAAGAAACGCCCCCAAUCAAAGACUACGCCGCGUUGAUUACAUUAUUACUAUUAUUAUUUAGUUUUAAUCGAAUAUAUAUAUUUUUUGAAUUAAUCAUCGU
This is a messenger RNA of Danaus plexippus (monarch butterfly), 1506 nucleotides long. RefSeq lists its product as uncharacterized. The transcript is spliced from 2 exons. The record is from RefSeq and is a predicted model, not a curated record. Lineage: Eukaryota; Metazoa; Arthropoda; Insecta; Lepidoptera; Nymphalidae. The coding region runs from base 30 to 1442 and encodes 470 amino acids. Gene Ontology annotation, molecular function: protein binding.